AUGGCAGCGUCUUUAAAUCUCUAUUAUUGUUUAAUCGUUUUGCUCGUUUAUCGAGCUUCGACUGCACCAUUGUCUCCCAAUAAUCCUGAUCCGAUAUGUUCGUCUGCCCAACUUGUUGCACCCGGUCAAGGUUCAUUAGUUUAUAAAUAUACAACGGAAGUGAAAUUAUCUGUUGUUAAUGGUCAAUAUGAUUUAAAAAAUGAAAUUACUGCUGAUGUACACAUCAAAAGUUUAGGUGAUUGUAAUUAUGCACUUCAGCUUCGAAAUGUUAAAAUAAGUGAAACACAAGAUGAAAAUGAAAAACCUGUAACAUCACCAGCUCAAAAAGAACUGGAAAAUAUGGUUGUUCGUUUUCGAUGGGUUGAUGGUUUUCUUAUUGCUAUGGAAGCUGAUGCAUCAGCUACAGUUGAUCAUGUUAAUUUUAUUAAAGGUAUUCUAAGUGCACUUCAAGUUUAUUCACCUGUACAUAAUGAUGGUGAAAAUAUUGUAAGUAUUUCUCAA
This is a messenger RNA of Rotaria sordida, 501 nucleotides long. Lineage: Eukaryota; Metazoa; Rotifera; Eurotatoria; Philodinida; Philodinidae. The record is from the annotation of a GenBank genome assembly.